GAUGGAUAGUAGUUGAGAUCUGCCCCUUCACUUAAAAAUUAAUUUAAAGCUUUUUCAUCUGUGAACUUAAAGCUCCAUACCCCAGCAGAACUACUUCGAACACUAUAGACACUACUCGUAACGUCUAUAUAAGACAUCCAAUACUGACAUUACAGAUACCCAUUCUUCAUCAGAACUUUCCCAUUCAUUUUCUGUGUCAGUAUAUAUAUUUCAAUUAUGGGUAAGAUUGAACUUGAGGUAGAGAUUAAAUCAUCACCAGAAAAGUUCUGGGAGGGUAUCUGUGACUCUACUGUUCUCUUUCCUAAGAUCUUCCCUGAACAAUACAAAAGCAUUGAAAUUGUUGAAGGGGAUGGAAAGAGUGUCGGCACCGUCCGUCUCGUGACAUAUGGAGAAGCAAUUCCUAUUGUUACUUUCGCUAAGGAGAAGAUCGAGGUCGCUGACGAGACAACUAAGUCAUUAGCUUACACUGUUAUUGAUGGAGAAAUAGCAACUCUUUUCAAGUUUUUUACAGCCAAUCUGCAAAUUUCUCCAAAGGGUGAUGGAAGCUCGAUAAAGUUUUCUGUAGAAUUUGAAAAGGCAAGUGAUGAGGUUCCUGAUCCAGACCUAAUCUUGGAAUUGGCAAUGAAGACCUUCAGCGAAUUUGAUGCUUACCUUCUCAAGGCAUAGCAGAAUUUGAUGUUUAUUUUUUCUUAUAAACGUAUAUGCAGGAGUUUCCUCUCCACUUAAAUAAUGUGUGGUUGUCUGAAAAGUGUAUUUCUUUCUUGCUGGUGUGCUAGUUUGAUGCAAAUGUAAUGGUCUUAGUCUCUUAAUUUAUCUGAGGGAGUACUACUUAUGCCCUGGAAGUGAAGACUAAGUUUCACUAUGUGCUCUCUUCGUAAUAAGAUCACGAAAGUAAAGAUCAAACUUGGUUUUAAUCA
Papaver somniferum (opium poppy) is the source of this 917-nucleotide messenger RNA. RefSeq names its product MLP-like protein 423. The coding region runs from base 217 to 666 and encodes 149 amino acids. The transcript is spliced from 2 exons. Lineage: Eukaryota; Viridiplantae; Streptophyta; Magnoliopsida; Ranunculales; Papaveraceae. The record is from RefSeq and is a predicted model, not a curated record. Gene Ontology annotation, molecular function: signaling receptor activity; protein phosphatase inhibitor activity; abscisic acid binding. Gene Ontology annotation, biological process: abscisic acid-activated signaling pathway; defense response.